AUGUUUAUGCGGACUGUAAGAUGCUGCACAAACGCUAUAGUCCCGAAUCGGGCGCUCGCGUAUGCACUGACGAAAUGUCCAGCAUUCUUGGAACCACCCUCCCAAUGUCGUAAUUACCAUGAGGUUACCGGCGACAUAAUAUGUCCGAACAUGGUGAGAGGUAUCGACCAUCUGAGGGAUCCUCGUCUGAAUAAGGGUCUGGCGUUCACUUUAGAGGAACGCCAAGCUCUUGGUAUUCACGGUCUGCUGGCAGCCAAGUUUAAAACGCAGGAGGAGCAAUUGGAUAUCUGCAGAAUAUCAGUUGAUAGAUACGAGGACAAUCUGAACAAAUACCUUUACCUCGUCGAGUUACAGGAUAGAAAUGAGAAGUUGUUCUUCCGUCUCCUAUCAGAAAACGUGGAGAAGUAUUUGCCUAUUGUAUACACGCCUACAGUGGGUUUGGCAUGCCAAAGAUUCGGUCUAAUUUACAGAAGACCCAGAGGUCUCUUUAUAACUAUUAACGAUAAGGGCCAUAUAUUCAAUAUACUUAAGAACUGGCCGGAACCGGACGUGCGUGCGAUAGUUUUCACGGACGGCGAACGUAUUCUCGGUUUGGGUGAUUUGGGUGCUUAUGGUAUGGGAAUCCCCGUUGGCAAGUUGUCGUUGUACACGGCCUUGGCUGGAAUCAAACCUCACCAAUGUCUACCCAUAACACUUGAUGUUGGCACUGAUAAUCAGGAUCUGCUUGAAGAUCCUCUUUACAUAGGAUUACGUCAGAAACGUGUUAGAGGAAAGGAGUACGACGAAUUUAUAGACGAAUUCAUGGAAGCAUGCGUACAGAGAUACGGACAGAACACGCUCUUACAAUUCGAAGAUUUCGCGCUAAUAAACGCCGGUCGUCUGCUUGCCAAGUACCGUAACAAGUACUGUACUUUCAACGAUGACAUACAAGGAACUGCCAGUGUGGCUGUUGCAGGACUAAUGGCAGCGGUCAGGGUCACUAAGAGGAAGCUCAGUGAAAACAUAUACCUCUUUCUUGGUGCUGGGUCGGCAGCAAACGGCAUAGCCUGUCUGACAGUAGCAGCUAUGGUAGCUGAAGGCUUGACGGAGAAGCAGGCUCAAGACAGAGUUUACAUGUUCGAUGUAGACGGUCUGCUGUCAACACGUCGUGAAGGCGGUGUUCCCCCACACGCUAAGAACUUUGGCAAGGACAUCGAACCCGAGAAGGACUUCGAGAAAUGCGUAGCGAAAAUCAAGCCCAGCUGUCUCAUUGGUUGUUCUACAGUGGGCGGCGCUUUCACACCGAACGUGUUGAAGCAAAUGGCCAAGAAUAUAGACAGGCCAGUAAUAUUUGCUUUGUCCAACCCAACAAGUAAGGCAGAAUGUACUGCACAAGCUGCAUAUGAUCACACGGAGGGUCGCUGUAUUUAUGCAUCCGGUUCCCCAUUCCCUCCAGUUCAAUAUGAUGGCAAGGAGUAUCACACCGGCCAGGGUAACAACUCCUACAUCUUCCCCGGAGUAGCCCUGGGUGUUAUAGCGACAGCCACACACCAUAUACCCGAAACAAUGUUCCUUACAGCCGCUAGAACGCUAGCCAAUUACGUGAGUGAGAACGAUCUAGCCAUUGGUCGUAUUUAUCCGUCUUUGGCUGAGGUGAAGGAGGUGUCACUCGCCAUUGCUAUAGAAGUAGCCAAGAUGGCUUACGAUGAAGGUCUAGCUUCAGUGUAUCCAGAACCAAAGGAUUUGGCUAAACAUGUAGAAAAUCAGAUGUACAACUAUUAUUACGAGAGUUCAAUGCCCGUUGUAUGGGAUUGGAAACCGGAGGAGAAAUUCAACGUACGCCCAAUACAACCCGUACCUAAGAAUAUAUAA
This is a messenger RNA of Danaus chrysippus (African queen), 1851 nucleotides long. NCBI's taxonomy places the organism in Eukaryota, Metazoa, Arthropoda, Insecta, Lepidoptera, Nymphalidae. The record is from the annotation of a GenBank genome assembly.